AUGCUGCCUGAGACUUGUAGUCUCGCUGCUUGUCUUAACCUAACUGCCCAGCUGACUUGUAUUGCAAAUGCCAUUGUUAAUGGUGAUCCUGCUGCUCUGCAGAAGUGUUUGACAACUUCCAUGACACAGAUAUGCUCCUGCAUUGCCUGUAUCCCGGCGCUCAAUAAUGUUCUGAUAGCUCUUGGUGUUUGUCCGGUGGUGGCUCCAGCUCCGCCUGGGGGUGAUGAAGAUCCAGGUCAUCCCGAUGAUGUUUAG
This is a messenger RNA of Penicillium nucicola, 255 nucleotides long. RefSeq lists its product as uncharacterized. NCBI's taxonomy places the organism in Eukaryota, Fungi, Ascomycota, Eurotiomycetes, Eurotiales, Aspergillaceae. The transcript has 2 exons. The record is from RefSeq and is a predicted model, not a curated record. Bases 1 to 255 code for a protein of 84 amino acids.